This is a messenger RNA of Homalodisca vitripennis (glassy-winged sharpshooter), 2700 nucleotides long. RefSeq names its product haloacid dehalogenase-like hydrolase domain-containing 5. Bases 212 to 1432 code for a protein of 406 amino acids. The transcript is spliced from 7 exons. Lineage: Eukaryota; Metazoa; Arthropoda; Insecta; Hemiptera; Cicadellidae. Gene Ontology annotation, biological process: glycerophospholipid biosynthetic process. Gene Ontology annotation, cellular component: mitochondrion. The record is from RefSeq and is a predicted model, not a curated record.
UUUUUAACACCGUGCAAACCAGCUGGAAGUCAGCUGUACAUGAUGUUUCUGGCAGCUGUUUUUCCACAAUCACUUCUAGCAGAGGGGUCAUUCUUGGUUAAUGUUGUGUACGAUAAGUUAGUGAAAAGGCCAUACAAUGGGAUGUUGUUUUGAUUUCUUUGAAAACGUUUUAUCUUAUUGUUUGAUAUGCUUUAUUGCCUAAGAAAUUAAAAUGGCAGGUUUUAUUUAUUAUCGAGGUGUAAGAUGUGUUCAACACGAAGUGAAAAAAUUGACCCUAACCUCAACAAUUUCAUUUUUUAGAAAUAAUUCUUCUAAUCAGAACAAUGAGCCUUCAUUUGGAUUGCUGUUCGAUAUAGAUGGAGUCAUUGUCAGAGGGAAAAAAGUUAUUCCCAAUGUUCCCGAAACCUUCAAGAAGUUGGUGAACUCUGAAGGGAAAUUUCGUAUUCCUACAGUAUUUCUGACAAAUGCUGGCAAUGGCUUAACUCGAGAUAAGGCCCAACAGCUCAGUGAAUGGUUGAACAUUAAGGUAACGGAGGAACAUGUUGUUAUGGCACACAGUCCUCUCAAAGUCUUCAACGAGUACCAUGACAAGAAUGUGCUGGUGUCUGGCCAGGGGCCUAUCGAAGAAAUAUCCAGGAGAUUGGGCUUCAAGAGCAUUGUUACCAUCGAUGACGUAAGGAAGGCAUUUCCUUUGCUAGACGCUGUUGACCAUAAGAGGAGAGUCUCUCAGCCAGUAAGUCACGACCCCAACUUCUCAAGGAUCGAAGCAGUCGUGCUGUUUGGAGAGCCUGUGAGGUGGGAGACAGUGCUGCAGCUGUUAAUUGAUGUACUAAUGACAAACGGGGACCCCCGUACUGUCCCCGUGCACCACACGUACCCCCACAUCCCCGUGUUGGCGUGCAAUAUGGAUCUGCAAUGGAUGGCGGAAGCAAAUAUGCCUAGGUUUGGGCAUGGCGCUUUCUUGCUGUGUUUGGAAGAUCUCUAUAAAAAAAUCACCGGAAAAGAUUUAAUAUAUAAAGCUUUAAUUGGGAAGCCAAGUGAACUGACAUACAGAUAUGCUCAGAAAAUAAUUAUGGACCAAGCAAACAAAAUACAAAUAGGCAAUAGAAUAAAGCGUCUCUAUGCGAUUGGGGAUAAUUUAAAUACAGACAUUUUUGGCGCCAAUCUAUAUAAUGAGUGCCUUUCGUCUGGUAAAACUAAAGUGACUGCUGAUGCGAGCUUCAGGAUAGAAGAGGAAAACUGCAGUGUCUGUAAUUGCUACAGUGUUCUAGUCAAGACUGGUGUUUACUCACACGAACUUUCAAACAGUGAACUGGAUCAUUCACCACGUGAUUUUCUCAACUUUGGACAUCACUACCGACAACCUUCGUACACAGUUCAAGAUGUUAGUGAAGCGAUCGACAUGAUUUUUCAAUUGGAGGCUUACAAAUAAUUAUAAUUUUAAAUAAUUUCUUCAAAAGUAAAAGUAAAGGUAAAGGAUCUUAUUUUACCAGGCGAUUAGAGCUAAGAAACCCUCUCUGACUCUUAACCAAACCAAACAAACAAUGGUAUUGACAGUUUAAUCGUAGUGUGAGUUUAGAAGUAAUGUAAAUAUAUAAAGUUUAUGAUAGAAGUUACAGAAUCGUAAGAAGCAGAUGUGCUGAAAUCAAUCGCUCGUGAUUGAUUGUCAUUAAUUAAUCAAAGUAUAAUAAAUUGCAGAAGUUUUUAAAAUUGGUAUAGAUUAUAAAAAUGUUCACACGUGCUUCCAUACUUUUCUGUGAACAAGUAACUUUUAGAAAAAGACUAUAGAAACAUGUAAUUUUGUAUUAAGUUGUUCAAGCUUGCUCGUAGUCUCUGAGAUUAGAGAGGUUAGGUGGAACAGAGAAUUAUGAAAUGCGGCUAAAAAUCUGGUGAGGCUGGAAAAAGAUGAAUUUAUUAUUUAUAGCUUUUACACUAUCCCUUCUAAAAAUGCUUCUUAUCGAUAGCUAUACAGUUGACCUUCAUAAUCUCCCUAAUUUUUAUUAUUACUAUUUAACACUUUCAGGCCAACAGUCUAAUCUGCAACAAGUAUAACUAUCCAUACUCACGUGGAACUGAGAUUGUUAAAGACCUAAACCUCAUUACUUUCAUAGUUCACUUAAGUGACAUAAGAAAGUAAGGGAGCCAAUAAAUAUUGUUUGAGCAUUAACAAAGUCUACCACUCGAGGGGCUGGAAAAAUUUCACUUCUGUCAUUUGCCUGUUUAUGGGAUAUCUCGAGAAUAAAUUCACCUGCAGACUUAAAAUUUUGUCUGAAACUUUAUUUCUCCAUGGGCAAAAUGAUGAUAGUGGAUUUUCAUUAUUGGGAUUUGGCUGAGCACCGUUAAAACUGAGUUAGUAAGUCGGCUGGCACAAUCUCUCUUUUGUCUGCCUAGGGGAUGCAGAAAUUUUAUUUUCUGUAUGAUUGUCUGUCUGCAGGACACCUAAAGACUGAAAUGAGCUACAGACUUGAAAUUUUGCAUACAACCCAGCAAAAGGUCAUGUGGUGUAGGCUACCUUGUUAUUGCAGGAGAGGAUGUUGUAUUAAACCAAAAUUGUCUUGGAAGACAAAACAUAGAUCCAGCAGGGAUCACUUCUGGCUGGUUUAUACCUACCAGUUGAACCCACCACUAGGAACAGCAAAAACCGAUGUGCCACUUCAAUCUGGGCAACCUUAUGGAUAUCCAGUAGCAGCACAUCACUAA